GAUAUGUUCCCAAAAAGUACGAGAAUCUUGUUCGUACUCAAGGCUUUAAGAUAUAUGUGGAUGACCAUCGUGAGGAGAUUUAUCAGCCGCCUCCACCUCGCUUUGGAUACAAGGGGAAUACGCUCGGAAGUUCUCAUGCUCCCGCGGAGGAAAUCAGAGCGGGUCCUGGAAUGUUCAACAAUUAUCCCCAGAAGGAGACUGUCCCCAUUCGCGUGAAUUUGGCUGUCGGACGUUCCAUCACUCUGAAUGUAACGGAGGAUUGGAACUGCGAAGAUUUGUAUGCCGCUGUGGCCGAACAAACACCGGAUUUGAAUUUUGAGUUGAUGACCGCGUUUCCUCCUAAAAAGAUUGGCUGCACUUCAGAUAAAGUUCUAAAGCAAGGAUUGGGCAAAACGGUGAUUCGGCAAGUGAAACAUUCGUGUGUUUGUUGAAAUACGUUUUAUUUUUAAAAUUAGGUUGUGGUAUCAUUUGGGAAUCAACGAAUCACUCCUACUCUUCAUUUGAUUCUAUUUAAAUGGAAAUGUAAAUUUAAAACAAUGUUACACAUAUUUCCAGACCCUUGCAAAAUGGAGGGAGAUUUCCAUACAUACAACUCGUGUCCUUUACAGUACAUAUAAAAAGAAACACAAGUAGAGUACAGAUGACAAAAAUAACUCUGAAAGAGCCAUUUCCAUGUUACAAACGAUCCUUUUCCAAAAGGAUGUAUCUGAGAACGAGUUGUGUUCAGUCUGUAAACAACUCUGCGACUUCCUAUUCAAUUUUAACUGCAUUGGUUGAUUCGUAUACACAGAAGCAAGCCACUAAUAAAAAUGCAUUGCAAUAAAACUGAAUAACCGUCCAAACCAUCCCAACAUUUAGAAAUAGUGCCUAUUUUUCAAUAUCUAAACUAACGAUAAUAUCGCUUCUUUGUUGAAAUUGCCAUGGUACGACUGUAGCGAGUCUGACUCAUUGAACAGUUUUCAUUGAUAUCGGGGUUUUGUAAAUGGUACAACAGCAAGAAGGAGGUAUUUUUACUGAUCGUUGGGCUUGAUAACGCUGGAAAGACAGUGACUCCUAGCACGUUGCCAUAACGUUUAGACCUUCCUGGAGCAAAUGAAGGGCGUUUUUAGUAAUACUCCCGUACGAGCACUCGACCGCAUUCCUCCAACCGUUGGCUUAAAUGGUAGUCCUUCUGGACGAAGUUCACUGUAGUUGCUACUAUAGAGAUUGAGGACGCUCGUGUUGUGAUUUGGGACGUCGGUGGUCAUGUUUCCGUCGUGUAGAAAUGUUGAUCCCUAGAAAUCCAUGCGUUCGAUGUGGAGCAAAUACUACCGAGACUGUCACGGUGUGAUCUUUCUCGUAGACAGCAGCGAUCCGGAUCGUUUUAAGGAAGUGAAAGAUGAACUUCGUAGCAUCAGGUUGUGUGGUUGAUGUGCAGGCGAUUUAGCAGCAAACACGGAUUUGGAGGACCUCCCGAUUCUGAUUUGUGCGAAUAAGCAAGACUUGGCAGAAGCUGUGGAUCCGGAAGUGAUUCGCAACGUUCUGGGGAAUGUGAUAUCGGAGCAUAAGCACACUCACGCUUUUCGUUUUCAAGGAACGUCCGCAUUGACGUGCGAGGGAAUUCGCACGGGCGUGUCAUGGGUGGUGGGCCGCGCAGAGCAAACGAACCGUGCGAAGCUGGCGCCUUCGAAUUAGCGGAAUCGAGUGUUUUUUGUAAAUUGUCUUUUCAGCUUUUUGUUGGAAUCAUUCGAAUGAAACGCCCCAUUAGAACUCAUUUUUUGUUUCAAAUUGAGGACCUGCUUGAACGAUGGACUAUGCUGCAGGUGUAGAUAUUGUGAAUGAGAGCCAGUUUGCCGAUGGGACACUGACUUCCCAAAAGCGAAGAGUGGCCUAUUACUACGACACGGAGAUCGGAAACUACAGUUAUGGAAAGCAUCAUUGUUGGAAACCGCACCGCGUACGAAUUGUUCACCACCUGCUGCUGGCCUACGAUCUCUGCAAAGAAAUGGACAUGUUUAAACCAGCGCUCACGGAUUACAAGGACAUCAUGCGCUUCCACUCCGACGACUAUGUGAACUUUUUGCGAACGAUCAAUCCUGACAACGCUGCGAGCAUGCAAAAGGAGCAGAUCCAGUUCAACGUGGGCGAGGACAGUCCGGUGUUCGACGGGCUCUUCGAUUACAUCCGCUCCUACUGCUCCGGAUCGAUCGGCGGCGCGUGCCGGCUGAACGAAGGCCUCUCCGACGUCGUGAUCAACUGGUCGGGCGGUCUGCACCACGCCAAGAAGUCGGAAGCCUCCGGAUUCUGCUAUGUGAACGACAUCGUGCUGGCGAUUUUAGAACUGCUCAAAAAAUUCACGCGCGUGCUGUACAUCGACAUCGACAUCCAUCACGGCGACGGCGUGGAAGAAGCCUUCUACACGACCAACCGCGUCAUGACCGUCUCCUUCCACAAAUUCGGCGACUUCUUCCCCGGCACCGGCGACAUUUCGGACAUCGGAUUCGGCGAAGGAAAAGGAUACUCGCUCAACUUCCCGCUCCGCGCCGGCAUCGACGACGCGAACUUCGUCGCGAUCUUCGAGCCGGUGAUCCGCGGCGUGAUGGAACACUAUCAGCCGGAAGCAAUUGUGUUACAGUGCGGCGCGGACUCGCUCUCCGGCGACCGUCUCGGCUGCUUCAAUCUCUCUUUAAAGGGCCACGCGCAGUGCGUGAAGUUCGUGCGGUCGUUCGGGCUGCCGACGCUGGUGCUGGGGGGCGGCGGAUAUACGGUGCGGAACGUAUCGCGAUGCUGGACGUACGAAACGGCGAUCGUGCUGGGGAAGGAGGUGAAGAACGAACUGCCGUUCACGGACUAUCUGGAGUAUUUCGGGCCGGAUUAUUCGCUGCAGAUCACGCCGAGGUGGGAGAGAAGGGGGGAGAUGACGCGUAGCAACAUGGAGAAUAUGAAUGAUGCGAAGUAUCUGAACGCGCAGCUAGGGACGCUGAUGAGGCAGCUGGAGGCGCUGGAGGAUGUGCCGGGGCUGCAGAUCGAGAGUGCGGAGAAGCCGAAGGUGAUGAUGGCGGGAGGGGUUGAGUGUAGACGCCGAAUCGGGUGA
Molecule: messenger RNA, 3073 nt
Organism: Blastocystis hominis
Lineage: Eukaryota; Bigyra; Opalinata; Blastocystidae
Exons: 10
Coding region: 1787-3073 (428 amino acids)
Molecular function (GO): histone deacetylase activity
Source: RefSeq, a predicted model, not a curated record